AUGAAUAUAAAGAAUCUAAAGGAUAUAAGGGACAAAAAACCUUUCGACGAUUUAAUGGGCAUAAAUAAACCACAAAUUUGUCCAAAAAUGAAAGCAUGCUUCGACUUAGACGUAAAAGCUGUACAUGAAGAAAGACCAGUCUUGAGUUCACAAUACACACGUUAA
Cetraspora pellucida is the source of this 165-nucleotide messenger RNA. Lineage: Eukaryota; Fungi; Glomeromycota; Glomeromycetes; Diversisporales; Gigasporaceae. The record is from the annotation of a GenBank genome assembly.